AUGACAGGAUCUGAAAAUGACCAAUUGGAAAUAAUUCGUUCAUCGUUCAAAUAUUGUCCAAAUUUUCCAAAGGAAGGAAUUACAUUCGUUGAUAUUUUCGGUGUUUUUGCUAAUCCAACAGCUCAUCGUGCAUUAAUUGAUGUUAUUUUAAAUCGUAUAAAAAAAUUGAAUAUGAAAAUUGAAGCUGUUGUUGCACUUGAAGCACGCGGAUUCAUAUUUGGUCCACAAGUUGCCUUGGAAUUGCAAGUACCAUUUCUUCCUGUUCGAAAACGUGGAAAACUACCAGGAAAAGUAGUUAAACUUGAUUAUGAUCUUGAAUAUGGAAAAGAUACCAUAGAAAUGCAAUUCAAUAUUCUUAAACCAGGAACUAAAGUUCUUUUAAUGGAUGAUUUACUUGCUACCGGUGGUACAUUGGGUGCUGCACAAAAAUUAUGCGUUGAACUUGGUUAUGAAGUAGUUGAAACUUUAGUAAUAAUUGAAUUAAUUGAUUUACAUGGCCGUGAAAAAUUAACAGAUGUUAAUCAUUUUACAACGUUGUUUCAAUUGACAGAAACUGAACUUGCUGCAAUUGCAGCUAAAUAUAAAUAA
This is a messenger RNA of Rotaria sp. Silwood1, 588 nucleotides long. The record is from the annotation of a GenBank genome assembly. NCBI's taxonomy places the organism in Eukaryota, Metazoa, Rotifera, Eurotatoria, Philodinida, Philodinidae.